AUGUCGCUUCGCUACCACGUCGGCGCUGCCACGGGCUCCCAGCUCCUUGACCCGUGGGCUCAUGGGCUCAGCGGCAUGAAAGAUGUCUUUGCGAGCUGGUCGAGAUUGGACAUCACUCAGAUCGGCUCCCUCAUCGCCAUUGCCGGGACACUGCCGACGGCGUGGAGGUUCAUCCACAGGAUAUGGUCCGAGGCAGCCGCCUGCGUCCGGCGCUUCUUCCUGGCCUCCGUCACGAUCCCCGGCGGUGACCCUCUCAAUGCGAGCGUCGUCAGAUGGGUCCUCGAGAACCGUCCUCGGCACCACCGGUCUUUCACGGGACGGACCGACGUCGGACAUGUCCACAGCGAUAGGGGCGCGGCUCUGAAAAAGUCCCAGCAGUCUAUCCAGUACUCGCCUCAUUGGAACUCUCGCUGGAUAUGGUACGACGGAACCCUCAUCAUGGUCGCGCGCCGAAUCGACGACUUCAACGCCUCCCUCUCCGACCCGAGGAACGACGGCAUGGGCGGCGAGGAACUCACCUUGAGCUGUUUCGGCUGGUCCGCGGAACCCCUCAAGGCGUUUAUUGAAGGGUGCCGCGAGUAUUCCGAAAAGCAGACGCAGUUCUUCGUCAUCAUCUACUCUCGCGACCGUUACGGCCUGGCCUGGCAGCCCAAGGCCAGAAGACCGAUCCGGCAUCUGGAGACGGUGCACUUCGACACCAAUCUCAAGCAGGACCUCUUGGCCGACAUACGGAACUACCUCGACCCCAAGACGAAGAGGCGGUACCAGAGCCGCAGCAUGCCGUAUCGGAGGGGCUAUCUCUUCUACGGGCCGCCGGGGACCGGCAAGUCGUCCCUGUCGGUGGCCCUCGCCGGCGAGUUCGGCCUCGAUCUCUACGAGGUCAAGAUCCCCAGCGUUGCGACGGAUGCGGAUCUCGAGCAAAUGUUCCAAGAGGUGCCACCACGGUGCGUCGUUUUGCUAGAGGACAUCGAUGCCGUCUGGGUCGACCGCUCGAACCCACGGCCCAGCAGCCAGGACGGCAACAUGACGCCCAACUGCACGCUGUCCGGUCUCCUCAACGUCCUGGACGGCGUCGGCUCGCAGGAGGGCCGCAUCGUCAUCAUGACGACCAACAGGCCCGAGCAGCUUGACAGCGCGCUCGUGCGGCCGGGGCGCGUGGACAUGAAGGUGCUGCUCGGCAACAUCAGCCAACGGUCGGCCGAGGAGAUGUUUGUCCGCAUGUUCUCGCCCGAGCUCGGCUGCACGACACCCCUGGAGAUGGACGAGGUCAAGCGUCUCGCCGCUCGUUUCGCUGCCGAGGUGCCGGAGGACUUGUUGACGCCUUCCCAGCUGCAGGGCUUCUUCCAGCUUCACCUGGAGAGCCCGCAUGACGCUGCGAGUAGUAUCAAGUCGUGGGUCGAGACGGAGCUCGAGAGGAUGCCGGAGAAGAGCUUUGAGCUCGUCAGCGGCCGCAAGAGCCCUUCCAGCACACUGAGGUAG
Verticillium dahliae VdLs.17 is the source of this 1479-nucleotide messenger RNA. RefSeq names its product mitochondrial chaperone BCS1. Bases 1 to 1479 code for a protein of 492 amino acids. The record is from RefSeq and is a predicted model, not a curated record. The transcript has a single exon. Gene Ontology annotation, molecular function: ATP binding; ATP hydrolysis activity. Gene Ontology annotation, cellular component: mitochondrial inner membrane. NCBI's taxonomy places the organism in Eukaryota, Fungi, Ascomycota, Sordariomycetes, Glomerellales, Plectosphaerellaceae. Gene Ontology annotation, biological process: mitochondrial respiratory chain complex III assembly; protein insertion into mitochondrial inner membrane from matrix.